Molecule: messenger RNA, 2892 nt
Organism: Melospiza melodia melodia
Lineage: Eukaryota; Metazoa; Chordata; Aves; Passeriformes; Passerellidae
Product: 5-hydroxytryptamine receptor 3A-like
Exons: 8
Coding region: 138-1391 (417 amino acids)
Biological process (GO): signal transduction; monoatomic ion transmembrane transport; chemical synaptic transmission
Cellular component (GO): plasma membrane; synapse; postsynaptic membrane
Molecular function (GO): acetylcholine-gated monoatomic cation-selective channel activity; serotonin-gated monoatomic cation channel activity
Source: RefSeq, a predicted model, not a curated record
CCCGGCCCGGGGCAGGGCCGCCGGAGCCCCCCGAGCCCGCCCUGCGCCGCCUCUCCCGCCACCUCCUGGCGCACUACCAGAAGGGCACCCGGCCUGUGCGGGACUGGCGAACGACCACCACCGUGGCCAUCGACCUCAUGGUCUAUGCCAUCCUCAGCGUGGAUGAGAAGGACCAGGUGCUGACCACCUAUAUCUGGUACAGGCAGCACUGGACAGAUGAGUUCCUCAAGUGGGACCCAGCUCACUUCGACAACCUGACGCAGAUCUCCCUCCCUGUGGAGAGCAUCUGGGUGCCCGACAUCCUCAUCAAUGAGUUCGUGGAUGUUGGAAAGUCCCCACACGUCCCCUACGUUUACGUCAGCCAUCACGGGGAGGUGCAGAACCUCAAACCCAUCCAGGUGAUGACAGCCUGCAGCCUGGACAUCUACAACUUCCCCUUCGACGUGCAGAACUGCUCUCUCACCUUCACCAGCUGGCUGCACCACAUUCGCGAUAUCAACCUCUCGCUGUGGCGCCAGCCGGAGCUCGUCAAGUUCGACCGGAGUGUCUUCAUGAACCAGGGCGAGUGGGAGCUGCUCUACGUGCUCAGCCACUUCCAGGAGUUCAGUGUCAAGAGCAGUGACAGCUAUGCUGAGAUGAAGUUCUAUGUAGUGAUCCGGAGACGCCCCCUCUUCUACACCGUCAGCCUGCUGCUCCCCAGCAUCUUCCUGAUGCUUAUGGACAUUGUGGGCUUCUACCUACCUCCCCACAGUGGGGAGAGGGUCUCUUUCAAGAUCACUCUCCUGCUGGGCUACUCGGUUUUCCUCAUUAUUGUAUCCGACACAUUGCCAGCCACUGCCGUCGGCACCCCGUUGAUAGGCAUCUACUUUGUGGUGUGCAUGGCACUGCUCGUCAUCAGCCUGACAGAGACCAUCCUGAUUGUGUGUCUGGUACACAAGCAAGACCUGCAGCCCCACGUCCCUGAGUGGCUGAAACACCUGCUGCUGGAACGAGCCACCAUCCUGCUCUGUAUCCGGGACAGGAAGAAAUUCAGCCAAAGCAGGAUGCAAACCUUGGACACGUCCAGGCAGGUGGAGAACAAUGACAGCACAGCCAAGCCGACCCCCUAUGUCUGUGAGGACCCUCGGGAGCGCGGGGCAGGGGGGGGCACGAGGCCUGCUGUGGCCUUUGCUGGCCGGCCCGAGGGCUCAGCAGCACUGCAGGAGGUCCUGCGUGAGACCACGGCAAUCCGCCAGCUCCUGGAGAAACGGGAGGAGUUCCGCGACCUCGCCCGCGACUGGCUGCAAGUGGGCUACGUGCUGGAUGUGCUGCUGUUCCGGGUGUACCUGGCAGCCGUCCUGGCCUACAGCAUCACGCUGGGCACCCUCUGGUCGGUGUGGAGGGAUGCCUGAGCAGUGCCCGUUGCUCAGGGCGGGAGAUGGGGGACCUCACUCUGGUGGGUUCUCCCUGGCUCUGGGACUCGCCAGUGUCUGUCGACCCAGGCGGGCGCAUCCCUCACGUCCCUCAGCUCCGCAGCGGGAAGGCGGAGCUGAGCAGGAGCCCCCAGGACCUCAUGACCCUGCCCAAACCUCUCUCCGCGCUUCCCCUGCCGGCCCCGGGAGCGCCUCCGGCCCGGCCCGGCCCCGGCCGCGGCUUCAGCACCGCGGACAGCGGCCCCGCCGCCCGGCCCCGCCGCCUCCCGACCGGGGUCCCCGGCAUCGGGUGGGGUCCCCCCUGCCUUGGGGGAUCCCCACCGCCGCAGGGGUCCCGCUGCCCUCGGCUGCCCUACCCCUGACCCCGGCUGCUGCCUUUAUGUCGUACCCCCGGCCCCGGGCAUGCCUGCCCAGCAGAUCCCCCAUGCUUUUGCUCAGCAGUUUCAGCAAAGUGGGAGAGACCCCGCGUCCGGCCGCGGCCAGACCCGGAUGGCAACGGGACUGGCUCCGUGAGCACGCGGUACGGGGCGAGAUGCGGGGGCAGCACUGCCAUCACAGCUGCAGCAGGUCCCAGCUCCCGCUGCCAUCUGCCCCUGCAAGGACAGACACAAGGCGAGAAGCGCCGCAGAUACCAUAAGGGCCCAUCCCAUGUUCUAGGAGCAUCCCUGCAUAUGCCGGUGAUGGGGGACAGGUGGGUUGACACCACCUGGCUCUCCUACAUCUGCCCUCAAACCCACCAGCCCUAGAGCAAGACUCCCACUCACCAUCUCAGAGCCAUCACCUGCAGGAAAACUCACCCCUGAGUGACGGGGGCUGAGGACGGGUGCAGCGGGCUCCUGCCAGCGCCGGCCGUACUAAUGCGCUGAUGGUCUGUAAGUGGCUGCCUAUUGAUGAGGUGUCCAGUUAAAGAGUUCGUGAGACACUAAAUCAGCCCAUUGAUCCUGCCGAGAUCGAUGGUGCUACAGACCUGAUCAGUGCAGCGGGCAAUUAACACCCUCUGGAAUGAGCUGCCUUCGUGUAACAUCAAACGCUCCAGCAGACAAAUCCAAUGGGGCCAUUGACCCGGGUGUGCGAUGCCACCCAGCCCAUGUGUUUGACGAGGGUACUGGGCAGCAAGACUCCUGAGCCAGCCUUGCCAUCUCUCUCCUGCCCACCGUGACCCUGAUGUCCCCCAAGGCUGCACUGCAAGAUGCUCAUCUGUGCUGCUGUAUCCCUGUAUCCCAUUGAAUGUUUUAGUCCUCAUCCUCCCUGUGCUAGGAAGCCAUCAUGCACCCAACCUAACCCCCUCAAGAAGCAGCCCUUUGCCCUGGAAGGAGAGGCUGCCUGUCCUGGAGGAAAGAUUGAUUCUCCCCUUGCCCUCUUGCUACUUUGGGAAGUGCUGCAUGUGGGAAAAAGUUCCAGGCAUCUGAGAGAAGCCUGGAUUUUCCUCUUUAAAAAAAAAAAAUCAAUAAAUCUGAAUCUAAUCUCCUAAUAAAGGUUU